Molecule: messenger RNA, 2119 nt
Organism: Ochlerotatus camptorhynchus
Lineage: Eukaryota; Metazoa; Arthropoda; Insecta; Diptera; Culicidae
Product: zinc finger protein ZFP2-like
Exons: 3
Coding region: 36-2066 (676 amino acids)
Biological process (GO): regulation of transcription by RNA polymerase II
Cellular component (GO): nucleus
Molecular function (GO): DNA-binding transcription factor activity, RNA polymerase II-specific; zinc ion binding
Source: RefSeq, a predicted model, not a curated record
UAUCGUACUGAUUAUGUGAAAACAAUAUUUAAAUUAUGGACAGGAAAGUGAAUAUUCCAAACUACCCGAACGUUUGUCGGGUAUGCUUUGUGGAAACUAUCGAAAAUGAAUCAAUACUGGCCAAGGCUCAAAUUGUGGAUGGUGUUCACAGUUUGUGGACUACACUUUCCAACCUAUGCUCUUUGGACCAUCCGGAAGAGCACACCAACGAAGAUGACCUCCCACAGCAGAUGUGUCCUACCUGUGCUAAGCAAAUCGAGACGUUCCAAACAUUUCGCUUCGAAACAAUUGCAAAUCAACAAUUUCUGAAAGCAUGGACCGCAUACAGAUUCGGAGCAGACACUGUCCCAUUGACGAAGCUGUUGCGUGAUCAAACAAAGUUUCAUCCCACAAUCCGAAAAACGUUGCAUCGACUUAAGGUCAUUGAAAGCGAAGACGCACCGUUGGAAGACUUGAUCACAGACUCCAGACUUGAUCCAGAAAUAAUCGAGAAGGUGGAAGUGAAAGUUGAGCCGGAAGACAUCGAAAAUCCAUUGCUGGGUCCCCGCUGUGAUAGGAAUGGAGACGAGGACAUAAGUGUGGAAUAUGAGGAGCAAGACGACGACAAUGUGGAACAACUUCCCGAUGAACUUCUGCUGGAACAAGAUAACAGUUUGGAAGACGUGCUUUCCAAAAAGCGAAAACGAAGUUUCGACAGAGUAAAAAUCGUCGAUGGAGUUCGAACUCGACCGUGCUAUCUGGACAACUGCGAGCCGGUGCCAGUGGGACAAGCGGAUAGACACACACGGGAGAACCACCGUGCCUACUGCAGGUUUUGUGGUUUGGUGUUUUUGACCUACGCGCAAGCUGUGCAUCACCUGGCGAUCCACAAGAACGACAAAGAUCGGCUCCGGUGUGAGGUUUGCGAGAAACCGUUUUGGCGAGAAUUUGACCUUAAUCUUCAUAUGCGAGAAUUCCACGGCAUCGACGUUCCAACGCACGAGUGUCCGGUCUGUGGAGAACGUUUCGGAAAAAAAAUCGAUUUGCUGGAGCACCGAGCCACGCACACGAAAUGCAAAUUUUGCGCCAAGAAGUUCAAAACCUAUCGAACCAUGCUGGAUCACAUGAAGAAAGAGCACCGCGAGGGGCUGAUUCCGUGCGAUAUCUGUAAGACAGUAUUUCUUGGCUCCAGAGAGCUUGAAAUGCACGCCAGAAGACAUCGCGAUGGAAGGAUGGAGAACAGCAUUCAAUUCUCUCUGAAAAAUUGGACCGUAGCGCAGUGUAAUACCUGCGAAAGAGAUUUUUAUAAUCACGAAUAUAGGAGAAUUCACAUAGAAAAUGAUCAUAAGGAAGGUCUCUCAGAAAAGCCAAUCAGAAUUACGAACUAUAAAAGGCGCACCGAAGAGGAGUUGGCUCGGUUGGAGUACACAUUCCAAUGCGACGAUUGCCCUGCGCGGUUUCGGUUGAAGACUUCUCUGAAGGGUCACUGGAGGAAGAACCACAGCGGACAGAAGUUUAUCUGCGAGCACUGUGGGGCGUGUUUCAAGGGGAGAACCGAGAUGAACAGGCAUGCUCAGUAUAUGCACACCAAGGACACGCCAUUUUCGUGUGAAUUUUGCGAUAAGCGCUGCAUCACCAAAAACGAUCUGAAGAUCCACAGGAGAAGCCAUACAAACGAGAAACCGUACAAAUGUUGGUUCGAAGGGUGCGAUAAGGCAUACAAAACGCGAUCGGAAGUGACGACACACUUCCGGGUGCAUACGGGCGAGAGGCCGUAUAAAUGUGCAUACGAGGGCUGCGACAAGUCGUACUCGUAUAGCCAACAGCUGAAGAUACACAAUCGCUACCAUACACUAGAGAAACCGUUCAAAUGUUGGUACUGCGAAUUGUACUUCAAUUCGACCAAUAACCGACGAAAGCACUGUCGGCGGCACCACGUCGGAAUGCCGAUAGGAAGGGAACUGGAAAGGUUGAAUCAGCAGCCGAAUGCUACGGGAAGCAGCGUUAAUGAAGAGCCGAUGGAGGUUGCAGAGAGUUCGGAAGAGAGUCGGGUUGUUGAGCCGGUUAAAAUUGAAAUGAAGGAUUGACGGUUGAGGAAAAAAUAUCAAAGGGAUGGCUGUAGGUGGAAAUAAAUGGUGGA